AUGUUUAAAGCAGCAGUACUGCUUUCUCAGCAAUAUAAUAUUACAAUUCAAGGACAAUUCAUUGGAUGGCAAGCAGCAGAAACCGGUGGCGAUAUAAUAAGUGCUCUUAGCUCUACGUGCCUAAUAAUGUCUACUUCAAAUAUCGUCGGCAUUGUGGGUCCGGCAUUCUCAAGAGAAGCUGCCGUUAUCGCUCCAUUUGCCAAAACAGUUGGUAUUCCUGUAAUAUCUUAUGCUGCAACCGAUCCUGAUUUAUCUGAUCGAAAUUCAUUUCCUGCCUUUUAUCGCACAGCUCCUUCGGAUACCAUAGCUGCAUCGGCAAUUGUAAAACUGUUCAGUCGGUUUAAUUGGACAUCAUGCAUAAUUAUCUAUCAAAAUGAUGAAUAUGGAACAGGUGGCUCGAAAGCAAUAAGUGAGGCAUUUAAUACUAAUGGACUGGUAGUCAUGAGGACAUUGGUGUUUGAUAUCGCAACAGGCAAUAUUCGAGGUGACUUAGCCAAGACUUUAACCAGUAGUUCAACGCGAAUUGUUGUGUUAUGGACAGAAGAAAAGUAUACAUUAGUAACCUUACAAUAUGCCCUCGAUUAUGAUGUGCUUGGUCCACAGUUCGUAUGGAUUACAAGAUCAAGCGUUUCGCUGAGCACUUUUAACCAAACAUUGCAGUCAAAGUUAAUUGGAAUGCUUAGUAUAGAGCCGGUAGUAGGAGAUGUUAUCAAUAAACUAGUAAAUGUUACAUUGUUAGAAGCAGCAUAUAAGAUUUGGCAGCAGUAUGAGAACGAGUCAUUCCCUGGAUCGACGAACGUGGAUCCUUAUGCACUGUUUGCAUUUGAUGCAACUUGGUCUUUGAUCCAAUCAUUGCAACAACUUUGUUUAACAACUACUAACAGUUCUUCCUCAUGCAUAUCAAUACUAAACAGUUCAUUUUGUUUUGAUCGUC
Molecule: messenger RNA, 934 nt
Organism: Didymodactylos carnosus
Lineage: Eukaryota; Metazoa; Rotifera; Eurotatoria; Philodinida; Philodinidae
Source: the annotation of a GenBank genome assembly